This is a messenger RNA of Cryptococcus wingfieldii CBS 7118, 1782 nucleotides long. RefSeq lists its product as hypothetical. The record is from RefSeq and is a predicted model, not a curated record. The transcript has 8 exons. Bases 1 to 1782 code for a protein of 593 amino acids. NCBI's taxonomy places the organism in Eukaryota, Fungi, Basidiomycota, Tremellomycetes, Tremellales, Cryptococcaceae.
AUGGAAGAUCUCAGCUCCUUGUCCAACUCUCUCAGAGAGAUACUUUCCGCCCCUGCCCAGGACCAGGAAAGUCUCGGCAAGGUUCUCAAGAAAUACCUUGACACGGAUGAUACCAAUGUCCAACAAGUGGUAUGCGAAGUCAUACUUGAGGUCUUGCACGAAGGAAACGCCCAGACCCAAAAACAGCGACGAACAUUAUUGCUGGAAGAUCAUGCUCUGGAUUACACUGCAUCGAUAUUACAAGUGACACACUCCUCUCCGGAAAUUGUCAUGCCCCUCAUCCAGCUCAUAGCCAUCUACGGCAAGCCGCGCGAAGUGCUCAUGGCAUUCUCUGAGGCGCUUCAAUACGUGGUCGACCGGGCCGAGGGAUUUGAAGUCAGCGACGGCGAAGAGACGGACGAAGAGGAGAGCAAUGUCAACUAUGACGAGCUCUGGGUGGAGUGGCAGAUGCUGAUCAUGGGCCUUACUAUCGCUAUCCCUCGAUUGCCCAAUACGAGGAGUACCCCGACCCUCUUAUCCCUUCAAGAGUUACUCUCCUCGUCCAUUUUCUCGUUGGGAGCGCAUGCUCCUUCCAUUUGGCCCCGCACGGCCAUCCUUGUCCUAUGUCGUCUGACCGACACCCUCUGGCGAUGGGUGCAAACCACGACUGACAAGAACGGUGAACAGGCUUCGAUCCUUUCUAACAUUCUGUUUGAAGCCCUCGCCAUUCUCGGCCCCAAGGCGGAUGCAGAGUUGACAGAACGCUGGUUCUUGAAGACGUUUCCAAAAUACAGUCAAGGCCCUCAGGUAUCCACGGUAUCACAAGAUCCUGCAAUGGACCGAGAGACUCCUCAGGGGUGGCAACAAGCGGCUAUGGUAUUCAAUCAGGCAUUGCGCGUGGUCGAAAUCCUCAAUCCCAAUAAACCUUUGUCUGAUCGGGUGUUCUUCUCUUCUAGUCGCUCAACAUAUGGCACAUUUGCAGCUUUCAAUUUGCUUGCAUCAACCAUUCCAGACGGCAAACUCAAUGGCCUCUUGCCGGACCCGUUACCCUCAACGACUCUUGAGGAUUUGAUGCCAGUCCUGUGUGCUGCUCUGAGUGGUACCAGCGUCGAUGCUGGAAUUGUGUGGCUUUGGUGGAUUGUCAAUGAAUCCCAGAAUGGGAAGAAGGGUGCUCUGAAUGUCGGAUACGAAGAAGUAACAAUGUUGCUAGAGCUGCUCGUCCCUCUGACUGCUCAACAUGCAAGCCCGACCGUGCGCCUGGCGCUCUUCAAGCUUGUGGGCACUCUCGUGUCUUUGCAGGAAGGACGUGAUAAAGUGCUUGCUUUGCGACAGCUUUUGGAACCAGAGAACCCCUUCGAGUCGGUCAGAGUGGAGUCUCUCUCCAUCCUGCGUCAAGAGACCUCAAAUAGUCCUGAGAUCCUCAACACCGACUUCCUUGCCCAACUGAACCCCAUCUUGUUCCCGGCCCCUGUCCCUAACGACAAGACCUGCCCCUUCUCCCUUCAACCCGAAGAUCUCCUGCGGAAUACCUUUUACGCCUCUUGGUGGACUGAAGUCGCUCAAUACGUCUGGUUCCUCUCUACCCGCGACAAAGAGAACGCCACUGGGAUUCGCAGUGUGUACAAGGACAUUGUAACCCGCUGGUUGAGCAAUACCAGGCGUCAGUUGAACAAAGUGGAAGAGUAUGUCAAGGGGUUGGACGAGGCUACGAUCGCAGAGGUGACCGGAGGACAAGGAGCAGACUUCCUGUUGGCCAAAUGGUCAGAUGCUUUAGAUCGGGCCACCUCAUCUGUGUCAUUAUAG